AGGGAAGCUCCCGUAUGCGGUAGAGCCACGUCCCGGCACGACUUACUUGCUGAGGGAGGGAGGGAGAGCCCGGGGAUAGGAGAGAGAGCGCGUGCGAGAGAGAGGGUUGUGUUCGCCAGGUACGUCAUUGCUAUUGGUAAAUGCCAGUAUGCGCACUGACUGUACGCAUUGUCGGUGGUAUACAUAUGUGCGCAUGCGCAUGUAGGUGGAGGUAUGGGUGUAGGUCAGGUAUCGUCGCAGGUCGCUGGGCCGGCUACUUUAGCGAAGACGAUGGAACCCCGAACGGCUGCUCCCGUCCCAAACUAAACACAUACUACGUACACUGCGCGGUACGUCGUACGCAGACACGCACGCACACCUCUCCAGCACGUAGGUGCGCUGUGUAAGUGGUAUACGCAGCAUCGGUGCUGCGUAGCUUACACGUCGUAUACCCAUGUGGUAGACAACCUGCCUAGCAACCUACCAAUC
Messenger RNA from Durotheca rogersii, 468 nucleotides. RefSeq lists its product as uncharacterized. NCBI's taxonomy places the organism in Eukaryota, Fungi, Ascomycota, Sordariomycetes, Xylariales, Xylariaceae. Bases 141 to 386 code for a protein of 81 amino acids. The transcript has a single exon. The record is from RefSeq and is a predicted model, not a curated record.